Molecule: messenger RNA, 2757 nt
Organism: Xenopus laevis (African clawed frog)
Lineage: Eukaryota; Metazoa; Chordata; Amphibia; Anura; Pipidae
Gene: lurap1l.L
Product: leucine rich adaptor protein 1-like
Exons: 2
Coding region: 529-1128 (199 amino acids)
Source: RefSeq, a predicted model, not a curated record
AGUAUUGUCUGACCGCCGCUUCCCUGACUAGCCCGCUGUUAACUAAAACAGCCGCAGCACGCAUCACUAAACCUCAUUGAGCUAGCGAUGGUGCCCUUCACUUAAGAGAGUUACGGUAGGCGGGCAGUGUCAUAUCGGAUCCUCCAGCCGCUGUAGGUUUAAGUUUCAGCAGCUCUGGAAACACAAUGUUACGAGCCGGUCAGUCGCCCGGCUGUUCUUUAUGACUGAAGAGAUACGCGGCUGCCGGUUAUCUGUGUUUGAGACGGGGCGGCAGUUUUAUUUAAUGAAUGAGCAUGAUGAAGAGAAUAAGUGCCAGAAGGGGAAUGCAUGGGUGUAUGGAUGUUAUUAACUGAACAGUGCACACCCAUGGGGAGAAGUUAUAACUUGUCACCCACAGACUUGUCUGCUUUUCGCACUUUUGGCCUCCCCUGUACCAAGCUGCGUAUCUAGUGUUCUGGCUGAGCGCUCUCUCAGCGGUCGAAUCCAUUCCAAGGAGUCCCGGGGGAGCCUGGAGUCAGCGAGAAAAGAAUGGCAGAGCCUUCAUUGCUGGACCUGCGAGACAUUGAAGUGAAGAUGGGGCGCAAAGUUCCUGAAAGUCUGGCAAAGUCAUUGCGAGAAGAGCAUUACUGGGACUGGAGCAAAGACGGGCGAGAGGGAUACCCCUCUGAGAUACUACCUGGCACCUUCCCACAGAGCAGCUCCCUGGAGAGGCUGGAGAGUAAGAUCCAGCUCCUGAAACAAGAUAUGGUGUAUCUGCGAGCUACGGAUGUGAAACUGAUGAGGCAACUGCUGAUUAUAAAUGAGAAUAUUGAGUCCAUCAAGUGGAUGAUGGAGGAGAAGGACAUUGUUACAAGCCAAGGCAGCAGCCUCAGUGGGAGCCUUUGCAGCUUAUUGGAAAGUCAGGACACAUCAUUGCAAGGAAGCUGCAACAGUUUACAGGACUGCAGCGAUGGAAUGGAUGAGAUGUCAGUAGGCAGUUACCUGGAUACUCUCGCAGAUAUUGUUCCAAGACAUUGUACUCCAUCUGAUUUUGACCAAUACAGUGACACCCAAGAGAACGCUAUCAAUCAUCAACCUAUUAGUAACAAUUCAAGCAAUCAAUCUGAUGAAUACUAUUGCUUUAGAUAGGCUGCUGACUUAUAAAUGUCCAUAUUAGAUGCAGGUUUUUUUUUCUGAGUUGCAGAGAGCACACAAGGAACUACAUCUAAGUUUUUGAAGCAACCACAGCAAUAAAAUACACAUUCCACCUACAAGUCAGCACCAUCUGUGGAUAUAAUAGAUACGUAGAGGUUGCCAGUAUCAAUAAAUCCUUCCCAAAUUAACUUAAAACACUUGAGACAAUUUGUCUCUGCAAUUAGUUGAGAAAACUCACUAAUCUUAACCUGUGGAGAUCAUGAUUCCUAUACCCGUAUUGCAUUGUCUAAUCUCUCUCCAAUUAUUGAUAGAAAUUGGAUAUUUCCAUUUCACAACACUAAGGGGGUUAUUUACUGAACUCUGAAUGCAAAAAUUCAGAAAAAUUUGUCAUUGUUUAGUAUAAAAUCGGACUUUAAAAAAAGCUCAAGUCCCUAUGUUUUUUUGAUGUGUGCUGGGUUUUGUGCAAUGCCCCGAAGAGUUUGGAUUUUUCAAGAAAAAACAUACAAAAUCAGAGAUUUUGGGUGGAAAAUCCAAUAAAAGCUGGAAAUUCUGGCCGCAAACCACAUAUUCGGGAAAAUCUAAUAAUAAAUAAGCUGAAAAACCCCAUGCAGAUGUAAUAAGAGUUUUUGGCAGAACAUGUUGAGAUAAAUUCGGAUUAAGCUUGUGGCACAACUUUCGCAUUAUUAUAUGUUUGUUUAAUGGCUGUUUUAACACAAGAUUCCUUUAUAACUUCCUGUUGUGUUGUAUGACAAGAGGUUAAACAUGUGUGGCCUGGAAACAAGGAAUGCACAAAGGAAUUUCUACUCACUUUUUACUACCUUUAAAUACAAGUUCUUCAUUUUACAUGAUCUUUACUUUAAGGGGGUUAUUUGUCAAAGGUCAAGUUUGUGAAGUUUGUGAGUUUUUUUUCUACCUCAAAUAAAUUCACAACUUGAAUGUUUGCUUAUUUAUGAAAAAACUUGAAUGUAGAAACUCAAAUCAAUGCAAUCGGGGGGGAAAGCGCAAACCACACGAAAAAAAAACAAAAUCAUGAAGGCUAAAAAGUAGUGAUGGGCGAAUUUCGUUUUGCUUUGACAAAAAAUUUGCGAUAUUCGCAAAACACGAAUUUUGAUGCCCGCGUCAAUUUUGACAUUUGCGUCAAUUUUUUAAAGUCAAUGGCCGUCCGAAUAGUGUUGUGACGGUUUUGACGUGAGGGACUUUUCAGAUUCAAGCUUUCUGCAACUAUAGGGCAUAAUAUAUCUCUAAAAAUUCGAGUUUUUACUGAGACUACCACUGAAAACUCAACCUUUGAUAAAUAACCCCCUAUUUUUUAUAGUCCCAUCUGCAUCUAAAAGUCCAGGUGUACUGUUUUCAUUCAAAAUGUACUUUUGAAGUAUUUAUUAUUGUAAUGAUACAUUUUUUUGAAAAUUCUAUGUAUAAUAUAAUUGCAUAUUUUUAACUACAAUCAGGGAAAGUUGUUCUAUAUAAUGAUAAAACUGCCACACUUUCAAUACAAGACUUGCAAAAGUGUUUUCUUUUCAGGCAUAAUUACUGGAAUAAUACUGAAAUUUCUUCCGUUUUAUACUGAAACAAACCUGGUUAAACAUAUAAUAAGCACAUAAUAAACUAAGGUGUCCUACCAUA